AACGGGUAAUGGCGCCGUUAAAAAACGAGAGUCGGCACCGACGCGGCAAUGGGUUUAUAUAAACAAGGAACAGAAACAGGACGCACUUCGACACCGUUCUUGGAAUCGCGACUUCACUCUGAUGCUUUAGUACAAUCCCAAGCAAUCCACAGUAUUAUGGAGAUGGAUGGUACAGAUGUUUGCAUGGACAAAGAGCCAGAUCUUGUAAUAACAUAUUCCACUGGAGGAGUUUCUCAUGUUUCAUCUUGUGAGGACAGCCUCAGUCAUCAAGAUGUCAUGGAGUCGUUUGGGGAAAUAAAUGGAGAUCAUGAUAUCAACAAUUCAGAAGAGGGAAGCGAAGCAAAGGAAUAUGAAGUGAAGGAAUGCACAAAUGAAAAAUCAAUCAAGAUUCCUGAACUGCACCUUUCAGAGAAACCUGACCAACAACAAAAUGUGGUCAGCUCGAAGAAUGAGAAAGAGAGACUGGAGGAGAAGGUACUACAAGAAGGAAAGAAUGAUGAAAAAUCUCUUUUAACUGUGAACUCAUCGAAAUCUUCUGCUGGAAAUGUUCGUACAAGACACACUGUUCCGCAGCCCUUUGCCUUAGCAACAGAAAAGCGUGCUUCAUGUGGUACUCGAUCUCCCAAUGCUAUCACCACUGAAAAAUCUACCAAAAACAAUGUUCGGCCUGCAAAGACCAAAUCAAAUCAGCCCGCAUCACCCCGGGUGCUGAGGAAACCACUGCAACCUACUAACAAGAAGCAUGCUGAUGAGGAAGAUUCCUGCUCGGUAGUUUCCAUCAGUGCAGCAUCAUCUCGGGCUAUCAAGACCAGAAUUACUGUUGCAUCAGCUCCUUCAUUUAGAUGCACAGAGCGUGCAGAGAAAAGGAAGGAGUUUAAUUCGAAAUUGGAGGAAAAACUCCAGGCUCUGGUGGCUGAGAAGACAGAGUGUGAGACGAGGUCCAAGGAAGAGACUGAGGCGGCUAUCAAACAACUGAGAAAGAGUUUAUUAUUCAAAGCAAAUCCAAUGCCAAGCUUCUACCACGACGGGCCUCCUCCCAAGGCUGAGCUGAAAAAGCUCCCACCAACUCGUGCAAAGUCACCUAAACUUGGCCGACGUAAGAGUUGCAACAAUGUUGUUCAUUCAUCGUACGGAGACAAGAUAAAAGUCAGUUGUGGCAAGGGAACUGGUCGCCGUAUAGAGAGUUGCAACAAAGAUAUCAUUGCAUUGAAUGUUAUUGGGGACCAGAGCGAUGUCUUUCGCUUUGUAGAAAACAAGCUGAAGCAAGGCGGAGCCUUUUCCGAGAAGAGAUAGGAGUAUCGACUUCAGUUAUUGACAUGCAUGGUUGACGAAGCAAAACGAGGGAAUACAUAUAAAUGCAAAACGUUGAAACAAACUUGAAGUAAUCUCACUUUGACACAAACAUCAGAAGCUGAGAAACCAGUUUCUCACGGGUCUUCUUUCCCACAGCCAAGAAAAACAUUUAGUCUAUCGUCUGGACUCUCAACUGUCUUUGACGAUGCAGCCAGCUGAAGAGUUGCUUGGCUCCCUUUUCUAAGGUUGAAGGCUUAUCUUUUCUCCACUAGUGGGGGACUCGCAUUAAUCUGAAUUGUGAACUCAAUGUCUGUCCUUACAGCUAAAGUUUCUAUAGUUAAAAAAAGAAGAGGGGCCUCAUAAAGAAAAAGAUGCAGCUGUCGUGAUCAUCCUUCUACAAUGCCAAAAUUUGCGACGACUUCAAGUUAAAAAUUGAAGAUCUUGAUUUGGUAGAUGUGGAAAAAGUACAACCCCUUGGAGUGUACAACUGAAUCAUUGACCUUCAAAUUUGUAAGUUUGAAUCUCUCGAUAUAUAUAUAACUGCACGAAGAACCAUUGGCAUGCUCUCAUUUAUUUAUUUCUCUAGAUUUGUUGAGGAGAAUGGAAACUGGUUCGAGAACGUUUGUAUGAAUGAGCUUAAAAAGAGAAUCUUUCAUCCGAAUGAUCUCGGACCAGGCUUCAUUCUCGCCAGCUCUUCAGUUAUCUAGUGCAUGACGACUAAGGAGUAAGUUUACAUCUCCCUCUCCAUUUUAAAGUUUUUUCUGGUGAUUGUGUCGGAGGGAAUGAUGUAUAGGCCGAAGAAGGCAAAGUCAUACUUUGUUUCAUGGAGUUUACUUCAAAGUACUAUUCUAUGCAUUAUAAUUUUCUGCUACUUUUGUUUAA
Molecule: messenger RNA, 2175 nt
Organism: Cucumis sativus (cucumber)
Lineage: Eukaryota; Viridiplantae; Streptophyta; Magnoliopsida; Cucurbitales; Cucurbitaceae
Product: protein WVD2-like 3
Exons: 11
Coding region: 49-1293 (414 amino acids)
Biological process (GO): microtubule cytoskeleton organization
Molecular function (GO): microtubule binding
Source: RefSeq, a predicted model, not a curated record